This is a messenger RNA of Gambusia affinis (western mosquitofish), 3655 nucleotides long. RefSeq names its product cytokine-inducible SH2-containing protein-like. Gene Ontology annotation, molecular function: 1-phosphatidylinositol-3-kinase regulator activity. The coding region runs from base 325 to 966 and encodes 213 amino acids. The record is from RefSeq and is a predicted model, not a curated record. The transcript has 3 exons. Gene Ontology annotation, biological process: phosphatidylinositol phosphate biosynthetic process; intracellular signal transduction. Gene Ontology annotation, cellular component: phosphatidylinositol 3-kinase complex. Lineage: Eukaryota; Metazoa; Chordata; Actinopteri; Cyprinodontiformes; Poeciliidae.
GUUUCCUGAUCGUGUCUGUAUCUUAUGUUGACAUUUGUGCAGGAAGCAGUGUGUGUUUACUUGACGGACCGCCACGAUCUGUGACUGUGGGCGCUGAAACGCUAAACCUUUCCUGGAAUCGGAUUCCCGGGAACCUCCAGCUGAAGCGACUCUACAGCAGCACUUUCCACAGAGCUCACUCUGCAGCUGUGCUCACAUUUAAGCAGAGGAGCUUCUCCUGUUCAGACCUCUGGAACCACUAAGGCGUUUAUUCACUGGAUCUAGGUUAUUUUUUUCAGUGGUGGAAAUUAUUUUCCUUCGCCUUGAUAUCAGUGUCAGGCCGUAAUGGUUGCCCGUGCAGCGACCAUCUUGCAUCACGAGGAGCAGCAAAGUUCCUGCUACCCACAAUCCUUGCCUCCAGCCUGGCACCCAGCACAGGACCUCCAAUGCAUCACCACCAAUUUCCAAUAUCUGCAGACCGCAGGUUGGUACUGGGGUUCUAUCUCAGCGAGCCAAGCUCGGGAGGUUCUCCAGUCCAAGUCUGAAGGGACAUUCCUGGUGCGGGACAGCAGCCACCCUCAGUACAUGCUGGCCCUUUCAGUGAAGACCCGCUGUGGGCCCACGAGCGUGCGCAUCGAGUACAACAGAGGCAGCUUCUGGCUGGACUCCACGUCGCCUCAGUUGCCUCAGCUACAAGCUUUCCCAGACGUUCCGAGCCUCGUCCAGCACUACACCACCUCAGGCCAGACGGCGCAGGACCUGGAGUCCGUCCGGCCCCAAACCAAGCCGGACCCAAUGCAGCGCGCGGCUAAAGACAGCGGCGUUCCUCUUAAGCUCCUGCGUCCGUUGCACAACGUGCAGCAGGGUUUUCCUUCUCUGCAGCACCUGGCACGCCUCGCCAUCAACAAACACACAAACUGCACCGACCAGCUGCCCCUCCCAAAGCCGCUGCUGCGCUUCCUGCAGAACUACCCUUUCUUCAUAUGAAGAUGGCAGCCCGGUGGACGCGGAGGGACAAAGAUACAGGAACAUGCCUGGGAUUCCCAUCCAUGACUGUGGAUGUGGAGCUGUGUUAGAUCCUGCAUCAGAUUCACUGGAGCACAGGGAGAGAAGACAGAGAUGGCCCAAGUACAAGACACCUCAACAUUACUUCACAUAAAUGAGUUUGGGCUUACUCCAGCACAGCAGCUUUUCCCAAAACCGAUUUCUAUGUUUACCUUAGUGACUGUGAAACCUGCAGUGAAUGCCUCUAUGUUUUAUUCUGAGCUGCAAAACAAAACCUGUGGAUUUUAAAUGGUUGGCAAUGAGGCAGAAAUAACUUUACAGAAUAAACCAAAUUAUCUGAGCUUUUGAGUUUGAAGAACUUUAAUCACUUUAACACUGGAGAAGAAGGUUAAAAAUGAGUGCUGAUCAUGUUUAUGUCAGUCUUAACGCAGUGCAGUGUGUGGUAACUAUAUGCCGCAAAACUGAACAAAUUCAGGACUGAGGAUAAUUUACGUCUUGUUUCUGUUGGACAUGCAGUUCUUUUGCAAAAAUAUUUCUACCCCUGAGCUUUUUCACAUUAUCUAAUUUAAUGUAUUUUAUUAGGAUUUUACGUUAAGGCCAGCAUAAAGUAGCACACAAUUAUGAAGUGGAAUGAAAAUGAUGUUUCAUUUUAAAAAGAUAAAUAAAUUACAAAUAAAAAGCUUUAAAACCAUGACAUGCACACGUGCUCUGAUAUUCCAAUAAAAAUCUAUUGUAGCCAGUUGUACAAGUCACCUACUUAGCUAAUAGAUUAAUCCAUUUGUGUGUAAUCUAAUUUCAGUAUAGCUUCAGCUGUUCUCUGAAGGCCUCAGAGAUUUAUUAGAGAGCAUUAGUGAACAAAGAGGGCAGGGAGGAAGUUGUAGAGAAGCAUAAAGCAGAGUUAGGUUAUAAAAACAAUAUUUCAACCUUUAAACAUCACACGUGGAGCUGUUAUCAAGAAAAGAGUAUGGCAAAACUGAAACCCCCUAGAAACGCUAAACAGAUUCACAGCUCAAGUGGGAUAAUCUGCCAUGCGUUCUGAAAAUCUGGAAGAGUUGAAAGAAUAAAGUUAUUGAAAGAAAACUGAGAGAUGUCCCUUCAGCAGUUUACCACAAACCAUAUGAGGGCACAGCUAACAUGUGGAAGAAUGUGUCCUGGUAAACUGGGAUUUAGAAAAUGUCUUUUUGGCAAUGUGUGCUGAGAAACUAACAUUACCCAUUGCCCUGAACACAUCACACCUCUGGUGUGGUGAUGGCAGCAUUAGGCCUGGACGGUAUGGCAGGAAAAUGUAUCUCAGUACAAAAUGUUUCAUAUCCGUUAAUAUCGCUAAUUAUUGAAAAUUUUUUGUUUUAAAUAUCUGAAAUACUGCCAAACUGGCGGCGUGACCUUUCUUGUCUUGUCUUAUCCACAACUCCUUCUCCAGCUGUUGUACUCAUUUUAUUCUUUCACUCCACCCCGUUGUUUUUUGUUUUUAAGCCGAGGCACGAGGCACAGUGCCAAAAUCUUUGUCGGUUACUCUGUAGGUUGUUGCUAAGUAACCAAAGAGUGAAUGAGUUGCUAGGUAACCAAAGAGCAAGCGCGUAAGUUGAUUUCAGCAACUUUGCUAGCUGUGGUAAAGCGACUAAAGCCUUUCCUCUGCCUACAUCCCCCAGAAUGCUGUGCGGUUCUGGCUCACGGAAAAUUCUAUUGGAUGUGUAAUCUAUUGAUGUUGACCACGUCUGUUGUAAUAUAUGUCAUGAAGUGAGGUUGAUUUUCUUCAUCACAAGCAGAAGCUGGAACAUGGAAAGAUUGAUGGAGGGGUGGGAAUAAAGGAAACAUUUUGUGAUAAAACCUUUUAGAAGCUGCAAAGCACUUGAGACUAGACUGGUGGUUCGCCUUCCAGCCAAACAACAGACAACCCUAUUUAUGUAACCAGUAGUGCGUUAAAAUGACUCACAGUCAAAGUGGUUCAUGCAGUCUGCGUUGAACUUGAGCUGCUUUACUACAAAGAAAGAGAGAAAAUAUUAAACUCUAGUGCAAAGCUGAUAGGACAUACCCCCAAAAUACAGCAAGUACAUUGAAAGUUGACUUUACGGUGCGUUGACACAGAGGGGCUGAACACUACUGCACAUUAACACACAUUUGAGAUUUCUUCUUGUAAAAGAAAUGAAUAAAUUGCAUCAUUCCCCUUCCAUUCCAUAAUUACACAGCACUUUCUGUUGUAGACGACAGAGACGUUUACAAGAAAACACUUGGAAUUAUUCACAUUUGUAAAGGACUGCAAGUAAAGUUAUGUUGCUACUAAAAGGAUGUGUUUUCCAGCAGUAAUUUACAUUUUUACAAACCAAAUAAAGGACAUAGUAUAAGUAGCAUGUAUUCUUAAUAUGUUCCUUUUUAGAUGGGAAACAAAAUUUCCUUUCAUUUUCAUCUAACCAAGGCCACUUUAACGAAGAACUGCAGAUGAUUAAAAAAAAAUCGUCUGUGAAGAGACUUUUUUUUUUGUGCUAAUUCUCAGAAGGACAUCAUCAUUUGGAUUUCAGAGAAGAAAAAAAUUUCUUCCUUUUUAAUGGCUGACCACUUCACUGCGCAGAUGAAUGAGAGGUUUUCAUGGAAACACAUCUGAGUUGGUUUCCACGAGUAGCAGCUGAACAAUACCGAGAAAGCCUCUUAUCAGGAUUAGAAUAAGAGCUGCAGC